AUGACUACCACAGAAGGGUAUGAUUUAGGAGCCCGAGGACAGGUUCCUGAGUUGAGCAUUUCUCUAGUGAAAAAGAGGCCAGACUGGAAGAAACCUGCCAUUCACAGCACUCCCAAGGAGAUGGCUAUGGGCUGGAGCCCAAGGCCCUCAAGAAGGACCUUCCAACACCACCAGUCCUUGAUAUCUGAAGAUUCCUUCCAGGGCUCUGUGUCCCAGCUGGUAGGGGUCAGCCCCACAGCCACCUUCAGAAAAAGGCUUUCGACUGUUCAGGACUUGGAGAGUUCCAGUGGGCAGGUGGAGCCCCAUUCAGACCAUCUAGCUGCAGGGGAAGAACCACGCGUGUCAGCCUCAUCGAACAAGGAGCAGCUUCAGAAGACAGAGGCCCUGCGGGCAGCGAGCCGGCCAAGGAACUCAGGGAUGCCUGGGAUUCCAGACAGUCCCUGGCAGAGGAGACGGGACCCAAAGAAACAAGCAGCUGCAAUGCGACACUUGCAGCAAUGGGAGGCCCAGAUGCUUCUGGAAAUUGAGGAGGCAGUUCAUCACGAGCUUACCAUCCAAGAAGGUGUCCCUAAUACUGGGAUCCCCAACCAAGCCCAGGAACCAUUCAACAUCAGCACAGUCAGUGUAGAUGCUCAGGACCCUGGUACCCUGGCAUGA
Psammomys obesus (fat sand rat) is the source of this 657-nucleotide messenger RNA. RefSeq names its product coiled-coil domain containing 201 (gene Sysrn). Lineage: Eukaryota; Metazoa; Chordata; Mammalia; Rodentia; Muridae. Bases 1 to 657 code for a protein of 218 amino acids. The transcript is spliced from 3 exons. The record is from RefSeq and is a predicted model, not a curated record.